AUGCUCAGAGAUAAGGAGGUAUUCAAACUUUCCAACCCAAACUAUGGGUACUGUGAAACGAUCGACAUUCUACGGAGGGAUCAAUUUCAGAGACUCAAUGACAUGUGUUAUCUUGAUCAUACAGCAGCAACACUAUACUCCUCUGCUCAAUUGGAGAGAGUCUUCAAGGACCUACAAGAUAAUCAGUAUUCAAACCCUCACAGUCUUAACCCAAUUGGACUAAAGACCAAUGAACUGAUCGAUGCUGCACGUGAAAGGCUCCUAUCUUUUUUUAAUGCACCUUUCCGUCAGUACACUGUCAUAUUCACAUCGGGAUGCACUGAUUCUCUAAAGAUGGUUGGCGAGUACUUUCCAUGGACCAGAAACAGCUCAACAUUCUUCCAUCUGCUAGAGUCUCACAACUCGCUCCUUGGCAUUCGAGAAUAUGCCAAUGAGCAUGGGGCGCUUAUCAAGCCUCUUCCAGGAUCUCAUUUCAAAGGUGGUGGUCCAACCAAAGACAACUUCCAAGUGUUACUAAAUGAGAUUGAGAAUCACCGCCACCACAACCAACACAAUCAAGUCGAUGAUGGAGGACAAUCAUUUGAUCUACUCGCCUAUUCUGCACAAUGCAACUACAGUGGAUCAAAGUACUCUUUGGAUCUUAUAUCUAGUGUCAAGAACAAGUUCAAUAAUAUGAAGAUAGUAGUGGACGUGGCUAGUUUAGUUGGAACAUCUGUACUGGAUCUCUCCAAACAUCAGGCAGAUUUCGUCACCCUGUCAUUCUACAAGAUGUUUGGGUAUCCAACUGGUCUUGGUGCUCUAAUUGUACAUAAUGAUUGUAUACCAAUUCUAAACAAACUAUACUUUGGUGGAGGUACAGUGAAUGCAUCGUUGGCACAGGAGAGGUUCCAUGUGUUUAGAAAUAGCAACCACCAGAAGUUCGAGGAUGGCACCACCUCAUUCUUGUCGAUCAUUGCACUCAAGUAUGGCUUUGACAUGCUAGAGUCGUUGGGUGUGCAGAACAUAUCGAAUCACACCUUCUCCCUUGUCCAACAUUUGUAUAGAACGCUGACAAAGCUGAAACACCACAAUGGACGUCCUUUGGUCACAAUCUAUGCGGACAAUGACUACACUGACCCAUCGCAACAGGGAGCCAUUAUCAACUUUAAUCUGUUCCGAUCUGACGGCUCCCCAAUCGGCUCGAACGAGGUAGAGAAGCUCGCCUCUCUCAAGAACAUACAUUUAAGAGUUGGCUGUUUUUGCAAUCCAGGUGCAUGUCAUGGAUAUCUUGGCCUCACAAAACAAGACGUUGAGAAACAUCUGGAGGAAGGACAUGUCUGUUGGGAUGACAAGGACAUUAUGGAUGGAAAACCAACCGGCUCAAUUCGUGUAUCAUUAGGUUACAUGUCCAACUUUGAGGAUAUUUAUGAAUUUAUCCAGUUCCUUCGAGAGACAUUCAUCAAUGAGUGUGUUUAUAUGAGUGGUCAAAUGACUGGAUUAUCACAAUCCCCACUUGGAUCAUCGUCUGAUGUCAAUAUCAAUGGACAUUCGAGACAACAGCAACAGAGUGACAUUUAUCUUUUGGAGAUCAAUGUGUAUCCUGUCAAAUCAUGUGGGGCGUUCAAGACUGACCAUUGGGAGAUUGGACCAUCAGGCCUCCUCUAUGAUCGAGAGUGGACACUGAUAGACAGGAAUGGCAUCUAUCUCAAUCAGAAGAAGAUACCAACACUCAGUCUGAUAACGACCAGUCUCGAUCUGAAACAAAACAUUCUGACUCUCAGCGCACCCGGCAUGAAGACACUGCAACUACCAUUGGACUAUUAUCCAGUGUCAUCAAUGAGCGAGAUACAAGUUUGUGGUGAUUCUGUUGAAGGCCUGCUCUAUGGUGAUGAGGAUAUAGACCGUGUCGGUAAUGUCACUGAUUGGAUAUAUCAGUUCACAGGGCGAACUUGUUACCUUGUUCGAAAGAAACCAGAGAGUUCAAGAAAGUCCAGGAUGGCACUGAAAAGUGGCAACAGCAACGAGAACAAUGAGAUUUCCUUCUCCAACGAGUCACCAUUCCUCAUGAUCAGUGAAGAGAGUGUUGAUGAUCUAAGGAACAGAGUGUACCAACGUAAUAAGGACGACGACCUGGACAUCCACACAUUCGAUUGGAUUAGCACCAAUAGCUUCAGAGCCAACUUUGUCAUCAAGGGUGGAAAGGCAUACGAAGAAGAUAACUAUAAUCGCUUCAGUGUUGGCGGUCUGGUCUUUCAAACGAUUGGAUUAUGCAAUCGGUGCAAGAUGAUAUGUGUCAACCAGUCGAUGGGUGUGGAGGAGAAGGAGCCACUGGCCACACUAUCUACUUAUAGACGACAAGAUGGACGCAUUGUUUUUGGACAGCAUCUCCAAUUUGUUGGCCCUUCACAAGAACGAGGAGACUGUUGUGAGCGGAUCACAAUCACAUCUUAUUCACCUUUGAUCAAACUAAAUUAA
Molecule: messenger RNA, 2454 nt
Organism: Acytostelium subglobosum LB1
Lineage: Eukaryota; Evosea; Eumycetozoa; Acytosteliales; Acytosteliaceae
Exons: 4
Coding region: 1-2454 (817 amino acids)
Biological process (GO): Mo-molybdopterin cofactor biosynthetic process
Molecular function (GO): pyridoxal phosphate binding; molybdenum ion binding; molybdenum cofactor sulfurtransferase activity
Source: RefSeq, a predicted model, not a curated record